CAAAACGUAGAAGAAGAACUCCCUUCCUGUCUGUUUGUGGUAGUAGAGAGAUGUUCAUGUUUUGACAGCAAGGACAGAGGAUCUUAUGUUAUGAUUGACUGCUCAACAGCUCUGAAUAGUGUAUUUUAAUACUGGAAAUGUUGUCUUUGCGGAUUGUGUGCUCAUCCCGGGCUUUACUGCUGAUGACGAACCGACAGUCUGCUUAUAAAACUGUUACAUGUUCAGCUCAUUGUGUGUCUGCCAGCUUCCUCCAGAAGGACACAUGGUGCAGCAGCAACAGGAACCUCAAAGCACUGGGAAAGGAAAGAAAGCAUGCAGUCAGUUCACACAGGAAGAAUUACUGCACAAGUCAAGUCAAGCUAAACUGCUGGAACUGCAAACAGCCUCUUGACAAAACAUCUGGAUUCUUCUGCAUGGCAUGCAAAGUAAUCCAGCCCCCAGAAGAAGGGAUAUCCUUCUUUAAAAUCAUGGAUUGUGACUACUCAUUCACACUGAACACACACAAGCUGCAGAAAAGAUACUUGCAGCUCCAGCGGUCUCUACAUCCAGACAACUUCAGCCAGAAAUCUGUGAAAGAACAGGAGUAUUCAGAAAGCCACUCGGCUCUUGUGAACAAAGCGUACCAGACUCUGCUUAAGCCUUUGAGUCGCGGCCUUUAUAUGCUGGAGCUGAAGGGGAUGAGUAUAGAAGAGGGCACCGAGUCCGGGGCUGAUUCGGAGUUCCUAAUGGAGCUGAUGGAGAUCAAUGAAGCCCUUGAUGAAGCACAGACUCCAGAUGAAGCCAAUAAGAUCGGCCAAGACACAAAAGGGCAGCUGGCAGUGUUGACAGAGAAGAUAGACGCUGUCCUUCUUAAAGGAGAGCUUCAAGCCGCCAAAGCCUUGCUCGCCCAAAUGAAAUACUACGCAAACAUUGAAGAGAAAGUGAAGGAAAAACUUUCUGAAUUCAUGUAAUUUCCCCCCGAAUACUAGUGUCACUUUAUUUAAUAUUUUUAUCUACUUAAAAAAGUUUUGCACAGAAGCACAGAAAUUAUUGUACUUUUGUCUCGGGAUUAUGUAAAUCUAUUGUUCACGUUGAAUAAUAAAACUGCUUGUAAUGCAUCAUACACAA
This is a messenger RNA of Sebastes umbrosus (honeycomb rockfish), 1107 nucleotides long. It is a transcript of the gene hscb, whose product is annotated as HscB mitochondrial iron-sulfur cluster cochaperone. Bases 138 to 950 code for a protein of 270 amino acids. Gene Ontology annotation, cellular component: mitochondrion. Lineage: Eukaryota; Metazoa; Chordata; Actinopteri; Perciformes; Sebastidae. Gene Ontology annotation, biological process: [2Fe-2S] cluster assembly; protein complex oligomerization. Gene Ontology annotation, molecular function: ATPase activator activity; protein-folding chaperone binding. The record is from RefSeq and is a predicted model, not a curated record. The transcript has 6 exons.